Messenger RNA from Fopius arisanus, 810 nucleotides. RefSeq names its product DUF1676 domain-containing protein Osi18 (gene Osi18). NCBI's taxonomy places the organism in Eukaryota, Metazoa, Arthropoda, Insecta, Hymenoptera, Braconidae. The record is from RefSeq and is a predicted model, not a curated record. Gene Ontology annotation, cellular component: membrane. Bases 73 to 810 code for a protein of 245 amino acids. The transcript has 3 exons.
AUAAAACCGAGUAGUCGAGGUACAAGUGAGCAUUCGGUGUUUGGUCAGGCAAAUCGAUUGAACGUAAUCAUCAUGAGGUCCCUGAUAGUGGUAUCACUGGCCCUUCUGGUCAUGGGUGUGAGUGCACAAGAGAUCAGCACGACAGCUGAGGUGCUACAGAAGAUUUACUACAGGUGUGUGGACAGUGAGUCAAUGCUAUCAUGUGUCAAGCCAAAGGUCCUGGCGUACCUGAGCGACGUCAUCAAACAAGAGAGAGUACCCAUAACUGAGGACCUCUCGGUGAUUCGUGCCCGGCAAAUGUCUUUCGACAGUGAAGACUAUUCCCAGUACGAGGGAGUUGAUCCCGACAGAAAAGAACUUCUCCGUUCAUUGAUGCUGGAGAAGCUAGACUCAUACCUAGCAAGUCACACGCUGGAAGCGAAACUUCCGGAAGCGAUUGCAGGAUCAAACAUCGUUCCAAGGUCUCUAGUCGAAUCUGUGCCGAAGACCUUGAGCAUUCCCCUCUCAGACAACUCCAGUGGACAGGGACGUGGAUUCGUGAAGAAAGUCAUGAUUCCCUUCCUCCUGGGUCUGAAAUUCAAGGCAACAGCGCUGGUACCCCUCGCCCUCGCCCUCAUCGCCUUAAAAACGUGGAAGGCCCUCACUCUGGGUCUCCUCUCCAUGGUCCUCAGUGGAGCCAUGUUAAUUUUCAAGCUUACCAAACCCAAAGUUGCGUAUGAAGUAGUUCAUUAUGGACAUCCCCCUGUGGAACACGCCGCCCCUCACUGGGAUGCUGCAGCCAAUGGACCUUACCGCGGCUACAGAAAAUAG